CGCUCUUCGAAAUUGAGUUAGUUCGGCUGUGCACGCAGAAGGGUUCGGACCGUGCUGUUCUUUCUCGUCGCGAUGUGAAAAACAUUUUCCGGAAAUGUCUGCGAUGGAAGCAAAACCCAAUUCGACUGAUAUUGACCCUGCCACCAGGCUAGCCUAUCACCAACGUAAUCCUAGCUACACAAUCCGCGUAAUCUGUUGCGUCUUCUUCAUUUUCCUCACAGAAAUCUGUUUAGCCCACUACGUCUAUAGACUGAUCAACUCGGAAAUACGAAGUGAUUAUGUGGCUAAACAAGAUUUCCAGCAGUAUUUUCUAAAUGAAAUCCGAAAUGAAAACGGCAGACAAGAAGUUUCUCGGAUUAUACGUGAAUAUGAGAAACUUGGAAACAUUUCCAACAGAAAGAGACGAAGUGCAACCGGAAAUUUAAAUUAUAAUUUGUUAAGUUCGCCUGGCGAUGAGCCUCAUGUGGAAUUUUUUAACCCGGAACUACGGAGCGCACUGGAAGCAAAGGAUGAAUUAAUUCGUCAACAAACUGGAAAUAAGGGAGCAGCACCGGGGGGUGACUCGUGGAUAUGGCUGUCUAGUUACAGCAGAAUACCGGAAAAAGCGCUCGAGGGCUACUGUAAAAAAGUUCAUCAAUUUUGUCCGCCGGGACAACCAGGACCAGUUGGUCCCCCGGGAUCUCAAGGUCCCAAAGGAGAGCGAGGAGAUAAAGGAUUUCCUGGUGUUCCGGGCCAAAUGGGUCAUCGGGGAUUACCGGGUCUGCCCGGGGAAAAGGGUUCACAAGGACGGCCUGGUUUAGACGGUCGAGAUGGAAUACCAGGCGAACCGGGUUUAGAUGGUAUGCCAGGACGAAACGGAUAUGAUGGGGUUCCAGGUGUAAACGGAAAACCAGGUCUUUCUGGUAAAGAUGGGCGCAACGGUACUGACGGCAGACCUGGACUACCAGGACCACAAGGUCCUCCAGGACCCCUUGGACCAAAAGGACUUACUGGGCCCAAAGGUAAACCAGGAAGACACGGUAGAGAUGGAGAUCCUGGGAAACCUGGCGGUACAUUUUACCAAAUAAAUGGUAAAAAUGUGUCCGAAUUAUUAAUACCACCUUCCAUAGCUGGGGCUCAGAUGAAUCCUAUGGGACCAGUUGUAGUGCAUGAGGGAGAAAACAUUCGACUACACUGUUCAGCAAUAGGUAAUCCAAAUCCUCACGUGACCUGGCUAAAGUUGGGAAAACGACCGAUUAGCAGGGGAGCCUGGCAAGAUACAGGCGUUGCAGGACACACAUUAAACGUUACUAGAGUUAAUAGAGUUCAUAUGGGACAAUACAAGUGUGUUGCUGACAACGGCAUUCCUCCUCAAGCAAGCCAGACCUUUAAUUUGGAAGUAUACUUUCCGCCACUCAUCCGUAUUUACAACCAAGUGGUUGAGGUAACUACUGGAUCUUCCGCCGUUCUUGAAUGUGAAACUGAAGCUUUUCCUGACUCUAUCAGAUAUUGGGAACGUUCCGAUGGUCGCCUUUUGGAAAACGGAAAUAAAUAUCAAAUAGAUAAUUCACUCGACAGAGAUUUGUAUAAAGCAAGAAUGCAGUUGAAUAUUACACGAGUACAUCCAAGUGAUAUGGUAUACAAAUAUUAUUGUGUUAGUAAAAAUGAACUGAAGACAAUCAGAGGCGAGCUUCAAAUCCAAGAACAACAGCUUGGACGACCAAGGCAACAGUUCGGUGAUAAAAAAACAAGUAUCUAUGGUAAUCUACCUCCUGAACAGGUUUCAGAAGAAGACCUGUGCGGACCACCUGUUCAUUGCCCUGAAUGCGAAACUUGCAGCGCGAGUGGGGUGUCACUCAUUGAUCUCAUUAGUCGUUGGAAUAUUAGAAAAUUUGGAAACAUAAAAUACGACGCAGAUUACCUCAACAGAACAACAAAUUGUGUUUUAUACGCCGUUGGUAAGCCAGUUUAUCACCGUUACACAGAUCAUAACAACGGGUGUUGGAUGCGAGAUUCAAGUCCACACGUAGAAAAAGAUUCUGAAAAAAUCUGGGUUACGCAAGAUGACGAUUCAAAACACUUAUAUCAGUUUGAUAAUAAAACCAUGUUUAGAAGAAACAGUCCAUCAAAAACGUACACUUUGAGUUACCCAUUCCAAGGCAAUGCCCACGUGAUUUACAAUGGGUCCUUUUUUUAUCAUGCUAAAUCAACUAAUAAAAUUAUAAAAUUCAAUUUGGUCAAUAAUAAUUCAUAUAAUUUAUCACUUCCUUUUCCAUACUUGAGCAACGUUUCAAAUCUGUAUAGUGGCCAAUACAAUUAUAUGGACUUUAGCGUGGAUGACAAUGGAUUAUGGGUUAUAUUUCCUGUACCGGAGUCCAAUAACACUGCUGUGAUGAAGGUUGAUGCCAACAUGAUGAAAUACAACUACAUAUGGAAUGUAAGCAUAAAUCACCACAGAGUAGGAGAAAUGUUUAUUGUAUGUGGAGUUUUAUAUGCUGUAGAUAGCGUAACAGAUAGAAACACAAAAAUUCGAUUUGCUUUAGAUCUCUACAAUGAAAAACUUCUAGAUGUUAAUCUUGCAUUUUCAAAUCCAUUUAGAAAAACUACAAUGAUUGGAUACAAUCACAGAAAUAAGGAAUUAUAUACUUGGGACAAAGGAAAUCAGUUGACCUACCCUGUACGAUAUCAUGAACUAGGAUAUCACAAUUUAACAGAUAGGGACGAUAAAUCCUUGACGAGUGAAUUCGUGCAAAGAGAUACGGGGACCGGUUAUGACAUUUACCGUUAAUUCUUUAAAAAUCUAUUCACAAAACAGUUAAUCCAAAAGAUGCAGGAUACUGAUCAAGAUCUCAAAGAUUAAUAAAUAGGAGUAUUAUUUAAUAUUUUGUGUAAAAAUAGCAAUAAUUAUAUUAGCAAGCGAUACGCCUGAAGUACAUAAUUUUAAUACCUUUUAUUGUAACUUUUGAUUCUAACCGAAUAACACUGAAUGUAGGAUAUCUAGUAAAAUAGCUUUUAUAUUCAUUGAAAUGCAAUAUGAGAUGGUAAAAUUUGUAAAUAAAAGUAUGUUACUGUUA
Molecule: messenger RNA, 3053 nt
Organism: Zophobas morio
Lineage: Eukaryota; Metazoa; Arthropoda; Insecta; Coleoptera; Tenebrionidae
Exons: 14
Coding region: 95-2767 (890 amino acids)
Biological process (GO): signal transduction
Source: RefSeq, a predicted model, not a curated record